Messenger RNA from Cooperia oncophora, 411 nucleotides. NCBI's taxonomy places the organism in Eukaryota, Metazoa, Nematoda, Chromadorea, Rhabditida, Trichostrongylidae. The record is from the annotation of a GenBank genome assembly.
CUCUUUCAGGUAUGGGAAUUCUUCACGGACUUACGAGGCCACGGUCUUGCCGGUGUACGGUGUCGAUUUUGUCAUUGGGUUACAAACGACCGGAGUCCGACCACUAUGAAAUUCCAUUUGAAGAGAAAACAUGACACAGGACCAGGUGGUCUGUGGGCAAUCUGUGAAGAAAAGAUCAAUUCACAAGCGCCUGCAAACUACGCUCCGCGAUCAAAAAAGUCAGAAGAUGCAUUACUAAAGGCAUUGACGAACCAACGGCAUCAAAUGCAAUCAUUCAAUCCCUUCGGAUCAGGUGAUGUCAAACUUGGAAGUGAGUGCCCUGGUUAUGGUAACUACUUUACGUUUUCACUAACAUUAUUCAUAAAUGGAUACUGUGGCAAAACUGGCAAGUAUGUGCACACCACGCUAUGA